Molecule: messenger RNA, 1849 nt
Organism: Drosophila innubila
Lineage: Eukaryota; Metazoa; Arthropoda; Insecta; Diptera; Drosophilidae
Gene: Cyp9c1
Product: cytochrome P450 9c1
Exons: 2
Coding region: 97-1698 (533 amino acids)
Molecular function (GO): oxidoreductase activity, acting on paired donors, with incorporation or reduction of molecular oxygen; monooxygenase activity; heme binding
Source: RefSeq, a predicted model, not a curated record
UUCAGUGAGGUCUCAGCGGUCGGUGAAGUAAGACGGUGAUCGGCAUUCUUAAGAGUUGAACUGCUGCCGUGCGUCUUUCCCCCCGCUCUCUCCGCAAUGGCGCUCAUUGAAGUAUUUUUUUUGCUCACGAUUAUUGGUGCGUUGCUGUACAAAUGGACGGUCUCGGGUUUUGAUUACUUUUCAAAGCGGGGCGUGGCACAUUUGCCGCCCAAGCCGCUGGUGGGGAAUGUGCCGCUAUCGGUGCUAAUGGGAAGUGGUUCCUACUUGCGUCACAGCAUUGAACUUCAUCAGCAGCUGAAGCAGCACAAAAUCUAUGGGGUAUACAAUCUGAGCGAGCCUCUCUAUUACCUGGCAGAUGCGGAACUUAUACGCCAGGUGGGCAUUAAGCAUUUCGACAACUUCACCAAUCAUCGCCAGGGAAUCACCGAUGACAGCGCCACUGGGAACCGUUCGGUCAUGUCGAAAUCUCUGCUCUCACUGAGAGAUCAACGCUGGAAGCAGAUGCGUCACACAUUGACACCCACAUUUACAGGUGCCAAAAUACGCCUCAUGUUCGAGCUGAUCCAUGCGUGCAACGUGGAGGCGGUACAAUAUGUGGAGCGACAACUGCAGGAGAAGAAUCGCGUGGGAGUCGAGUUGGAGCUGAAGGAAUUCUUCAAGCGCUAUACCAACGAUGUGAUUGCCACCGCCGCCUUUGGCAUUCAGGUGAACAGUUUUGUGGAUCAACAGAAUGAAUUCUUCACCCUUGGUCAAAGGGUCUCACAGUUCAGUUUUUGGGGUGGACUCAAGAUUCUGCUCUUUAUUCUCCUGCCGCGACUAAUGAAGGCGCUCCGAGUGCCUCCCAUGGACAUGGACAACGUGGCCUAUUUCAAGCGUUUGGUCUUUGGCGCCAUGCAAGAACGAAGGGAGCAGAAGAUUGUGCGUCCGGACAUGAUUCAGCAGCUGAUGGAGGCACAGCGUCAGUUUAAGGAGCAACAGGAGAAACAGAAAGAGGGAGAGGGAGAUGGAGAGGAGCAGCCAACGAAUGGAGCUGAAUUCAAUGAUGAGGAUUUGCUGGCACAGUGCCUGCUAUUCUUUUCGGCUGGCUUCGAGACAGUCUCCACCUGCCUGAGCUUCACCACCCACGAGUUGUUAAUGAAUCCACGAGUGCAACAGACGCUUUACGAGGAGAUCUUGGAGGUGGAGCAGCGACUCGGGGGCAAGCCCCUUGACUAUGACAGUUUAAUGGGCAUGAAGUAUCUGGAUUGUGUCAUCUCGGAGUCACUGCGCAAGUGGCCACCAGCGAUUGUCAUCGAUCGCCUGUGUUCCAAUGACUUUGAGCUGCGGGACGAGGCGGGAGAAUUGUUGUUAAAGUUACGCAAGGAUGAACUGGUCCAUAUACCCAUUGUGGCACUGCACUACGAUCCGGAUAACUUCGAGGAGCCUGAGGAGUUUCGACCUGAACGCUUUGAUGAUGAGCACAAACACGAACUUCGGCCAUUUACGUAUUUGCCCUUUGGCAUUGGCCAACGCAGUUGCAUUGGCAAUCGCCUGGCUCUAAUGGAGGUCAAAUCGCUCAUUUAUCAGCUUGUCCUCAGAUUCCACCUGCUGCCCGCGGAGCGUACAACACAGGACAUGAUGGGCAGCAUUACCGGUUUUCGAAUGGAGCCCCGAGAAAUGUUCUGGUGUCGCUUUGAGCCAAGGCCAAUAGCUGACUGACAAACAAGCUAAUUAAUUACCAAUAACCCAAUGGCUGCUCACAGUUCCUAAGGUGUUUUUAACUUAAAGAUACUGAACAUAACUAUUAUAAUUUUAAUAUAUAAAAUAAAUAUAAUUUUCAUUGAUAAACUGAUGAAGAAAAUUAAAAAAA